Molecule: messenger RNA, 3450 nt
Organism: Spodoptera litura
Lineage: Eukaryota; Metazoa; Arthropoda; Insecta; Lepidoptera; Noctuidae
Biological process (GO): termination of RNA polymerase II transcription; mRNA 3'-end processing
Cellular component (GO): mRNA cleavage factor complex; cytoplasm
Molecular function (GO): mRNA binding; RNA polymerase II complex binding
Source: RefSeq, a predicted model, not a curated record
AUGGCCACGCCUACUCUUGCGCAUGCGGCCGCCGAUCAGCGGCGCGGACCGCCGGUAUCUAAGAGUAUCGCCCCUGUUAGAGCCUGGCAGCGGCGCGACCCGCGACUGGCGCGUCUACAGCAACCCGCCAGUACUGUACCCGCCACGCCCUCACCGCCUGUCGCCGACGUGACACCAACCAACCCACGCUGCGACGCGAGCCGUACUCAUCUGAGUGAGCAACAGAAACGGAGGUCUAAAGAUCUACUUCGAGCAGAGUCAGAAUGCAACCAUACCAAUACUAAACCUGAAACGGAGCGUAAUCAGAUGCCUGCUUAUGUCAAUAAGUUGCCUGACCCAAAGACAAUUAGCAAAAUGUUACGGAUUCCUAAAAUAACCCGGCCAGAAACCAGGCAAGACGGCGAAGCUGUGCCCGCUAAACGUAAGCGGGACAAUGUGUGGACAGAGCUGCCACCUGCUGCGAAGAAGCGCACGUCCACGUCGGAGUUGGUGGCGGCCAAGGAAUUGGGCAACUAUCAUAAAGAAAGACAACCUACUUUCUCAAGGGAAGAUUGUAACCUUCGAGAAGAUAAUGAGCAAAGCUUCUUUGAAUGCCAAAAAUCUAUUUCAAAUAUAAUGUCUCAAGCAAAGGAACACCUUACAGAUGGGCAAUUGGACAAGAACCAAUACAACAAAUUAAUGAACCAAAUUCUUCAACUUAAUGAUAAACUCGAGCUGAAGGAGGCCAAACAGAAAAACAACAAAGUUCCAAGCCCGAAAUUGUCGCCUAAUGAACGAAACAGAUUUGCUGACAUGUGUAUGCGAUACGAUGCUGAAGCUCUUGAUUUGAAAACAAAUGGUUUGCUUCCCAUCCCGCCCAUGAUGCCAAUGUUGGACCCUUAUCAACAACAAAAGCCUUGGGAAGGACCAAGACCACGAGCAAGUGACGAAUUCGGACCUAGACGAUUCCGAGGUCCAAUGCCACCAUAUUUCCGAGCCGGCAAGUUUGAUAAGAGGGCUGUUAGACCGCCUUUCGAUCCUCGUAUGGCGAUGCCUCCUCUACCUACACCCAAAAUUGGUAUGUGUCAAGGAGAGUGUCCGCUAACACCUUACGAACGAAGCGAAUCUCCACCUCCAUUGGGAGCUCCAGGCUUCGCAAUCCCACCGACAGAUUUUAAAGUCAUUGAAUAUAUAGAUCAGGACCCCUUCAAAACCAUCCAAAUUGAUGGUAUACCUCGGGAAAUCAGGUUUUACGGUAACACCGCCGUAAUUAUGCUGGAUUGGGAUGAUCCAAGGGAAAUCAAGUUCCUUCCUGGAUGCAGACGAGUAACGUUCGACAAUAAACACUCAGUAGUACUAACAUUCAGUGAAGGCUACAAGCAAGUGGAGUUUGAUAAUCAAGUAUUCGAUAUUAAAUUUGGUGCACCGACACGAGAACUGUAUAUAAACGGUAGGUGGUACGAAUGUUUCUUCGGUGGACAGCCAUUUGGCGUAAUUAUUGACAGUAGACCAAAAUUUGUUUAUGUAGAAGGGCCUAUGCCUCAAGUGGACAUAGGUAAAGCUAAACGCACCGACUUGGUAGCCGGUAAGAUCAACCUCACUGUGAACGCUACACAGGUGCAUCCAGUGUACUUGGACGCAAAGGUACAAAAGAUUUUGGUCAACGGACAGUAUCUGACCGUGCGCUUCGUAGAUUCAUUGCGCACAGUUUUAAUCAAUGAACAGCCUUUUAAAGCAGAGUUUGGAGGCCUUCCCAAGCCCAUCGUUGUUGGCAGUGAGAAAUAUUUUAUAAGGUUCUCCGCUCUGCCGAGAAAUAUAAAGCCUGGACAUGUUCAGAUUGCUAAUAUGGAAGGUAUAGGCUUGCCACUGCUGCCACCCGUCAAAAAAGUUGGUGAACUUAAAAAAGAAAACCCAAUAGAAGUUGACCAACAAGAACAACCCAUUGCGCGUCCGGUGAAGACGCCCACCUCUGAACCUGACCUCGACAUGUUGGCGAGCCUCAUGCCGUCCAGUACUGUGCCCGCCCCCGGCUCGGAGUACAGCGUGGCCGAGCAUCUAUUCUCCAAAACAGACAAGAUCUCUGGACUUGAGACACCCAUGAAAGAGAAACCAGCUCCAGUACUGCCAAUAUUAGGCAACAUUAAUGUCAACGACCUUUUCGCUAAGCUUGUGGCGACUGGUAUUGUGCAAGUGCCGACCACUACCCAGCCAGAGCCUCAAGAGGAAGUGAAAAAUAAACCUGAAGAAGUUGAGAAUAGACCAAGGGAAGAAAAGAAUUACAUUCAUAAAGUAGACUUGAUGAAUCCCGAGACAUUAAGAGUUAAACAACCAGGACUGGUGGCUAAGUUGUACGAUGGGAUGCAGUGUUCAGGGUGUGCGAUUCGGUUCCCACUCGUGCACACGUUGCGAUACUCGCAACACUUGGACUGGCACUUCCGACAGAAUCGACGCCAUAGGGACGCGGCGCGUCGCGCGCACUCACGACCCUGGCACUACGACCGCUCCGACUGGAUGAAGUAUGAGGAGGUCGAGGACUUGGAGGAGAGAGAAAAGAGUUGGUUCGAGACGGGGGGUAAGCCCGCGGCAUCAGCCGAGGAUACGGCGGAGGCGCCGUCGGCCCCGGCGCCGGCGUUCACCUCACACUGCUGCGCGCUCUGCGGAGAUAUGUUCCAACAAUUCUUCAACGACGACGAGGAGGAAUGGCACCUCAGGAAUGCUAUCAAACACAAAGAUGAUUACUAUCAUCCACUCUGCUUCGAAGACUACAAAACGCCACUAACAAAGGCAGGAGAACCUAAAGCAAAGGAGUCCUCUAAGGACGUCGCAUCUGAGGAAAAGAUGGAAGAGGAAGCAAUUGAGAUCAAAGAUGUGGAUGAGACUGCAGAGCAGUCUGACAAUGAGUCUGUAGUUGAGGUCGUCGAGGACCCGAAGGAGUUGGACCCCGUUGACAUCGAUGACGAGGAUGACGUCGUUUUUCUACCAGAGCCAGUGGUCGAGGUUGUCGUUGAAGAUGACGCUGAAACGGAUGACGAGCUUACUGCUGAAAGAGCUGAACGAGACCGUCUCGCACAGAUUGAUUUCAGUAAGAUCAAGGUCAAGCAGGAACCCAUCGAUCUCGAUGACGAACCUAUGGUAACUGCUGAAGAAGAAACCAUCCCAACGCGAAUAGACCACACAAAUCCAACAGUGGAGUCAUCUAUCGACGGCAACUUUCAACUGGAUGCAGUAAGCAUUCCCGCAGCCUCUAUACCCAUUGGAGGAAUCCGAAUCAACAUCUCCAAAUCCUUUGUGACUAAGAACCAAGAAGAAAAAAUACUGGAGGACGUGAGUGCUGGUAGUGAGCCCUUGCCACCAGGUGAGGAGCCUGAACUAGAGUACACAUUGAAACCUGCACUUCAGGGUGUCCAGUUCAGCAUACAACCUCCAGUCAACCAAGGUAAUGAGCUCUCUGGGUUGUGCUCAAUCAUGUAA